GGGCGCGGCGAGCGCGGAACCGCGCGCUCUAGGACCGAGGAGCGGAGCUGCAGGGAGACGGGGCCUCCUGCGGCAGCGGCCGCGAGCGAGGGAGCCGCGGGGCCGGGGCUGAGAUGAACGCGGGGCGCUCGGGAGCCACGAGGACCCAGCUGCCGGGGCGGCGGCGCGGGGAGCAGGAUGCGGCCGCCCAGACUGAUGGAGAGGCAGAAACGGAAGGCGGACAUCGAGAAGGGGCUGCAGUUCAUUCAGUCAACCCUCCCCCUAAAGCAAGAGGAGUAUGAGGCCUUCCUGCUCAAGCUGGUGCAGAACCUGUUCGCCGAGGGCAAUGAUCUAUUCCGGGAAAAGGACUACAAGCAGGCCCUGGUGCAGUAUAUGGAGGGGCUGAACGUGGCCGACUAUGCCGCCUCUGACCAGGUGGCCCUGCCCCAGGAGCUGCUGUGCAAGCUGCAUGUCAACCGUGCCGCCUGCUACUUCACCAUGGGCCUCUACGAGAAGGCACUGGAAGACAGCGAAAAGGCGCUGGGCCUGGACAGCGAGAGCAUCCGCGCGCUUUUCCGCAAGGCGCGCGCCCUCAAUGAGCUGGGACGCCACAAGGAAGCCUAUGAGUGCAGUAGCCGGUGCUCCCUGGCACUCCCCCACGUGAAAGUGACACCCCAGCACAAUGCCAAUUCCUUCCUAGGAGGCCCGGGAGAGCCUAAGCCCUGCAGCUGGACAUGUAUGACGCAUGAAGACAUCGUUCAGGAAUCCAAGAAGUACUGGCAGCAGAUGGAAGCACACGCCGGGAAAGCCAGCAGCGGCUCGGGUGCACCAAGGACUCAUGGGCCCAGCACCUUCGACCUGCAGAUGAAGUUCGUGUGUGGCCAGUGCUGGAGGAAUGGGCAGGUGGUGGAACCUGACAAGGACCUCAAGUACUGCAGUGCCAAAGCCCGUCACUGCUGGACCAAGGAGCGGCGGGUCCUUCUGGUGAUGUCCAAGGCCAAGAGGAAAUGGGUGUCGGUGAGGCCGCUACCAUCCAUCCGCAACUUCCCACAGCAAUACGAUCUCUGCAUUCAUGCGCAGAACGGCCGCAAGUGCCAGUAUGUGGGGAACUGUUCCUUUGCACACAGCCCUGAGGAGAGGGACAUGUGGACAUUCAUGAAGGAGAACAAAAUCCUGGACAUGCAGCAGACGUACGACAUGUGGCUGAAGAAACACAACCCAGGGAAACCUGGGGAAGGGACCCCGAUCAGCUCACGGGAAGGGGAAAAGCAGAUCCAGAUGCCCACAGACUAUGCCGACAUCAUGAUGGGCUACCACUGCUGGCUCUGUGGAAAGAACAGCAACAGCAAGAAGCAGUGGCAGCAGCACAUCCAGUCUGAGAAGCACAAGGAGAAGGUCUUCACCUCUGACAGCGACGCCAGUGGCUGGGCCUACCGCUUCCCCAUGGGCGAGUUCCGGCUUUGUGACAGGCUGCAGAAGGGCAAGGCCUGCCCGGAUGGGGACAAGUGCCGCUGCGCCCACGGCCAGGAGGAGCUCAAUGAGUGGCUGGAUCGGCGUGAGGUGCUGAAGCAGAAGCUGGCCAAGGCCCGCAAGGACAUGCUUCUGUGCCCAAGGGAUGAUGACUUUGGCAAAUACAACUUCCUGCUGCAAGAAGAUGGAGACAUUGGAACUUCCAAUGGAUUGGGGUCCAUAGAUGACAUCGAAACAGACUGCUAUGUGGACCUGCGAGGAUCCCCAGUUCUGCUCCCCUCCACCCCCACGAUGCCCCUAUUUCCUCAUGUCCUGGACCUGCUGGCCCCCCUGGACAGUAGCAGCAGGGCCGCCCCCAGUACAGACAGCUUGGAUGACUUCUCAGAUGGGGACGUCUUUGGUCCGGAGCUGGACACCCUCCUGGACUCGCUGUCUCUGGUCCAGGGUGGCCUGCCUGGUGGUGGUGUGCCCAGCGAGCUGCCCCAGCUGAUUCCUGUGUUCCCUGGUGGGACCCCACUACUGCCACCUGUGGUGGGCGGCUCCAUCCCCGUCUCCAGCCCGCUGCCCCCUGCCUCCUUUGGCCUUGUCAUGGAUCCUUCCAAGAAGCUGGCAGCCUCUGUGCUGGAUGCCCUGGACCCCCCAGGCCCCACGCUGGACCCCCUGGACCUGCUGCCGUACUCAGAGACCCGGCUGGAUGCCCUUGACAGCUUUGGGUCAGCCCGGGGCUCAUUGGACAAGCCGGACUCCUUUAUGGAGGAGACCAACUCACAGGAGCACCGGCCCCCAAGCAGCACUCAGAAGCCAGCGCCGUCGCCGGAGCCCUCCAUGCCCAACACCGCCUUGCUCAUCAAGAACCCCUUGGCUGCCACCCAUGAGUUCAAGCAGGCAUGCCAGCUGUGCUACCCCAAGACAGGCCCCAGGGCCGGCGACUACACCUACCGUGAGGGCCUGGAGCACAAGUGCAAGCGGGACACCCUGCUUGGGCGGCUUCGCAGUGCCGAGGACCAGACCUGGAAGCGCAUCCGGCCACGGCCCACCAAGACCAGCUUUGUGGGCUCCUACUACCUGUGCAAAGACAUGAUUAACAAGCAGGACUGUAAGUACGGGGAUAACUGCACCUUCGCCUACCAUCAGGAGGAGAUCGACGUGUGGACUGAGGAGCGGAAGGGCACCCUCAACCGUGACCUGCUCUUCGACCCGCUGGGUGGCGUCAAGCGCGGCAGCCUCACCAUUGCCAAGCUCCUCAAGGAGCACCAGGGCAUCUUCACCUUCCUCUGUGAGAUUUGCUUUGACAGUAAGCCCCGGAUCAUCAGCAAAGGCACCAAAGACUCUCCGUCCGUCUGCUCCAACUUGGCUGCCAAGCACGGCUUCUACAACAACAAGUGCCUGGUGCACAUUGUCCGCUCCACCUCCCUCAAGUACUCCAAGAUCCGCCAGUUCCAAGAGCACUUCCAGUUCGACGUGUGCCGCCAUGAGGUGCGCUACGGCUGCCUGCGGGAGGACAGUUGCCACUUUGCCCACAGUUUCAUCGAGCUCAAGGUGUGGCUGCUGCAGCAGUACUCAGGUAUGACGCAUGAAGACAUCGUUCAGGAAUCCAAGAAGUACUGGCAGCAGAUGGAAGCACACGCCGGGAAAGCCAGCAGCGGCUCGGGUGCACCAAGGACUCAUGGGCCCAGCACCUUCGACCUGCAGAUGAAGUUCGUGUGUGGCCAGUGCUGGAGGAAUGGGCAGGUGGUGGAACCUGACAAGGACCUCAAGUACUGCAGUGCCAAAGCCCGUCACUGCUGGACCAAGGAGCGGCGGGUCCUUCUGGUGAUGUCCAAGGCCAAGAGGAAAUGGGUGUCGGUGAGGCCGCUACCAUCCAUCCGCAACUUCCCACAGCAAUACGAUCUCUGCAUUCAUGCGCAGAACGGCCGCAAGUGCCAGUAUGUGGGGAACUGUUCCUUUGCACACAGCCCUGAGGAGAGGGACAUGUGGACAUUCAUGAAGGAGAACAAAAUCCUGGACAUGCAGCAGACGUACGACAUGUGGCUGAAGAAACACAACCCAGGGAAACCUGGGGAAGGGACCCCGAUCAGCUCACGGGAAGGGGAAAAGCAGAUCCAGAUGCCCACAGACUAUGCCGACAUCAUGAUGGGCUACCACUGCUGGCUCUGUGGAAAGAACAGCAACAGCAAGAAGCAGUGGCAGCAGCACAUCCAGUCUGAGAAGCACAAGGAGAAGGUCUUCACCUCUGACAGCGACGCCAGUGGCUGGGCCUACCGCUUCCCCAUGGGCGAGUUCCGGCUUUGUGACAGGCUGCAGAAGGGCAAGGCCUGCCCGGAUGGGGACAAGUGCCGCUGCGCCCACGGCCAGGAGGAGCUCAAUGAGUGGCUGGAUCGGCGUGAGGUGCUGAAGCAGAAGCUGGCCAAGGCCCGCAAGGACAUGCUUCUGUGCCCAAGGGAUGAUGACUUUGGCAAAUACAACUUCCUGCUGCAAGAAGAUGGAGACAUUGCAAGUGCCACCCCAGAAGUUCCUGCUGCUGCCGCCACCACCACUUCCACUGCCGCUGCCACCACCACUGCGGAGUAGGGGCCAGGUCUCGGCCGUGGGCAAAAUCCUGGGGUCAGGGUGGGGGUGGGGACGGAGGGCAUGCUGGAAGGGCUGGGGCAGGCCAGCUGGGGGUGGGGGGUGCCCUCCCUAAGCAGCCCCCAGCCCCUGGGGUCCCUUCCAUCCUCUCCACCUCCACCACCCAGGUGUGCAUCCCUGGUGCACAUGCUGCAGCCCCGCGUGGUCCUAGGGUCCUUGUCCUGCUCACAUCUGGACAGACCCUCCCUCACCCCCACGGCUCUCCUGGUUGGGGAGGGAGGGGUCUAGCUGACCCCUCCAGCUUCAGCCUAUAGCUUUAACUUCUGUCUGCUCCUAAUGGGGGCCCAAAACUCAGGGCUGGGGAGCCUGGGGUCCCCACUUGAAUCUGCAGCAGGAGGGUCCUUUCUCCCUCCCCCUCCCCUAAGCCCCUCUUUUGGGGGCACAUCAGGACACAACAGAGGGCAGGAGGCCCCAAUUAGCUUUAAAACGCAGCCUCAGGGUAGAGCCAGGAUGUACCGGUCUCUUACACCCUGGGCCUCGGUUUCCCUUCUGGUUGGAGCCCUGGAUAUGUGCUCCCAAUUCUGCCCCACUUCCUCAAAGGCUGCUAGUGUAGAGCACACAUCCUCAACCUUUGGAGUGGACCCAGCCUGAGCCCCACUUUGCAGAAAGGAAAACUGAGGCCAAGCAGCAAGAGUGAUCUGGCCCAGGGCCUCCAGCCCCCAGCAUGAGGCAGGGCUCAGAUUAAAGACAGUGGUCAGAGGACUCAGGACCGGUUAUUAUGGGAGCAACCGGGCUCUGGCAGAGCUGGAACAGUCUCUGAA
Molecule: messenger RNA, 4838 nt
Organism: Octodon degus (degu)
Lineage: Eukaryota; Metazoa; Chordata; Mammalia; Rodentia; Octodontidae
Gene: Zc3h7b
Product: zinc finger CCCH-type containing 7B
Exons: 29
Coding region: 178-4020 (1280 amino acids)
Biological process (GO): miRNA processing
Molecular function (GO): protein binding; zinc ion binding; miRNA binding
Source: RefSeq, a predicted model, not a curated record